AUGGAGAAAGAGAAGGAAAAGAGGGAGGAGGAAGAAAAGGAAAAAGGGAAGCGACGAGCUGUGCCGAAAUUCGGAUCCUUCAAACCGAAUCUUACUCCCGAGUCCGCGCCCGAGUCCGCGCCCGAGACACGGCCUGCGUCAAAAGAGAGGAGGGCCCACAAAGACGGCCUCAGUGGAGCCGAAAAGGAUAGGAGUGACCGCCGCCAUCAUGAACGUGAUCGUGGUCGUGAUGGUGACCGUCAUGGGGAACAACGCCAUUCCAGCCAUCUACCCCCACGGCCAGGCAGCCCCAGGGCGAUGUCAAGUCGAAAUAAAACCGAACGCGAAGGCCUUUCCACCCUGAACGACGAUCUCUUCGUCAUCGACAAGCGUGGUGACCUGCUCAUCGUUCAGUUCGGGACCAACGACCGCUCUCAGAUUCCAGUCUAUUACCGCUUCGGCGCAGGCAAAGUCAUAGGCUCACCGGGAUUCCUCACCAUCCACCGCGACGGCGCCCAAGAACAGUUCAGCAUCAGAGGGCCCGGCGAAGGCAGCAGCAGCGGCUCCGCCUUUCGCGACAAGGCACUCGUAGCAGCAGCCUUCCGCGCCCGUUCCAAACGCAUCCAAAUCUCCGAGGCCAACGUCCCAACAACACCCGAAGACUUCAUCCCUCUCGGCCCGUCCCGCAAGCGAAAACGCACCGACGACGACCCGAGCGACCAGCCAUUACCCGAUUACCGCUCCAUCCACGGCGAGGCGCGCGCCAACGUCCACCUCGACUCCGACCUCGACUCCUCCGACUCCGAGUCCGACCUCAACCCCCACUCCCACUCCCGCUCCCACCCGUGCUCCCCCUCUCCCAAACCAACCCAAUCCCAACCCACCCCGCUCACCCGCGCCGCUCACCUCUCCCGCCACACAUCCUCUUCACCCUCCAAACCCAACACACCCCCACCACCCACCACCAUCACCGCGCGCACCCCCGAAGAGAUGCGCGCCCUCGCCGAACUGAAACUAGCCCUGUACCAGGAAGCCCUACCGCACGCUGCUACCGCAGGCCCGGCGGAGCGUGAGCGUGAGCGGCUGGUGCUGGGCAUGAUGCGCGAGGCGGGGCGGGUGUGGGGGGAGGAGGCGCUCGCGAGGAAGUGGGAGGAGCUUGUUGCUGAGGAGAAAGGUGGGGUUGGGUUUGGGUUGUGGAGGGCGCGGUUGGACUUUGAGAUGGGCAGGGCGGCGGGGUUUGGGGUGGAGAGGGUGAGGGAGGAGAUUGUGGGGAGGUUGGCGGGGUUGGGGGGGAGGCUUGCCGACUAUGGGAGAGGUGGGGAGGGAGGAGAGGAACAGCUGUGUGGGCAGGCGGUGUACGUGUUUUUGCGGCUGACGCGGUUCUUCCAUGAUGCUGGGUUUGUGGAGCUGGCGGUUGCGGCAUGGCAGGCGAUGUUGGAGAUGGUGUUCUGUCGGCCGCGGGGUGAUUUUGCGACUGCUGAAGUGGCGAUGGCGUCGUUUGCUGGGUUCUGGGAGAGCGAGGUGGCGCGGAUAGGGGAGGAGGGCGCCAGAGGCUGGAGGCACUUCGUUGAGACGGGCGAGGACAUGGCUGAUCCGCCUGAGCCGAGGGCGGAUGGGCCCAGCGAGGUGCCCAGGAUGACAGACCCCUUUGAGGCUUGGGCUGCUGCGGAACAGCAGGCGGCAGGAAAGGCACGCAUGCCUGCGAGGACGCUUGACGAGGGGAUGGAUGAUGACCCAUUUAGGGUUAUCAUGUUUUCGGAUAUCAAGGAUCUGCUGAUCUGGAUUCCGUCGGCGCUGCUCUCGCGAGUGAAGCCCCUAUUAGCCGACGCAUUUCUCGUCUUCUGUGGACUUCCGCCGGCAGGGCUGUCAGGAGGGGAGUUUACGACUAUGCUAGAUGACCCGUUUGUUUCAAGCAGGGGUCAAGGUCUCGAUCUCGGCUUGAGCAGAAAAGACACUGGGGCGACGCAAGAUCUUUCGAGGCGGACGCCCGAGUUUAAACAGGAAGGAGGCAGCAUGGUGAUAUCACCCGACGUCCUCUUCUCGAGAGAUCCGUGGUCCCGGUAUCUUAACAAGUGGUCAGAUACCCAUCAGCCGGGGGAUAGACAAGUGGAUAUCUCAUGGGUACUCUCUACACUGGAACGCUUGGUUAAAGAUUGCGGUGUGGAGGCGCUAGCAGAGUAUUACUUAGCGAUGGAGUGGCUGAAUGAGCCAACGAAAGCGAGAAAAGUCGCAAAGGGGCUUUUGAAACAGUACAGCUCCAAUAUUAAGCUGUACAAUGCCUAUGCUCUGGUCGAGUCGGCGAACGGCAACGCCGAAGUUUCUCAUAAAGUCCUAUCAUCGGCCACUGGACUGCAGCUAAAAAACACAACGCAAUAUGCCGAAAGCCUGAUGCUCCUCGAAUACCUAACUUCCGAAGCCCGCGGUGAGCCUGCAUACCAGGCCCCAGGGAACCUGAAGGGCAGUCUCUCCGCCAUCCAGAACUUCUCCCCCGAGCUUGAAGCCCAGACCUCCAAAAUCUCUCCACCACGAACGCCUCCUCCAAACCACCGCCCGCCUCCUCUACCACCACGCCACCCACGGCCCCCGCUCCGCAUCACCGACCCCGUGCGCACCACCCUGCACACCCUCUCCCUCACGCCGCCCCACGCCCGCCUCGGCACCCGCCGCUUCGCCCUGCACCACGCGGCGCGGGCGGGCGCGGGGACGGUGCAUGCUGUGCGGGCGGAGUUUGAGGCCGCGUUGGGAGUGGGGGAGGGAGGUUUGGGUGGUGGUGGUGGGGGGUGUGCGGAGUUGUGGGUGCGGUACGUGCGGUUUUGUUGUGGGGAGAGGGAGUUGAGGGGGGUGGUGAAGGGGGUGUUUUAUCGGGCGGUUGGGGCGUGUCCUGGGGUGAAGGAGGUUUAUUUGGAGGGGUUGAGGGCGCCGGUGUUGAGGGAGGUGUUGGGGGAGGUGGAGGUUAGGGCGGUGAGGGAGGCGAUGGUGGAUAGGGGGUUGAGGGUGCAUGUGGAUUUUUGGGGGAGGUGA
Messenger RNA from Chaetomium globosum CBS 148.51, 3000 nucleotides. RefSeq lists its product as uncharacterized. The transcript has 5 exons. Bases 1 to 3000 code for a protein of 999 amino acids. Lineage: Eukaryota; Fungi; Ascomycota; Sordariomycetes; Sordariales; Chaetomiaceae. The record is from RefSeq and is a predicted model, not a curated record. Gene Ontology annotation, biological process: regulatory ncRNA-mediated post-transcriptional gene silencing; negative regulation of RNA catabolic process. Gene Ontology annotation, cellular component: catalytic step 2 spliceosome.